Messenger RNA from Chelonoidis abingdonii (Abingdon island giant tortoise), 5567 nucleotides. RefSeq names its product astrotactin 1 (gene ASTN1). The record is from RefSeq and is a predicted model, not a curated record. Gene Ontology annotation, molecular function: protein binding. Gene Ontology annotation, cellular component: membrane; endosome. Lineage: Eukaryota; Metazoa; Chordata; Testudines; Testudinidae. Gene Ontology annotation, biological process: neuron cell-cell adhesion; neuron migration.
AGCAGAGCGUGAGCGAGCGAGCGCUGGGGAGAGGAUGCACAGGAGGAGAAAGGCAGCAGCGCUCGCAGCCGGCUCGGAGGCACAGCUGCUUCUGUGAAAUCCACCGCGCUCCUUCCCGUGCACUCAGCCUGCGAACAAAGGAACCCAGCGGCGGGGGGUGCAUCCGAGCCGGAGCCUUGCCCAGCAAGCUGCAUCUCGGCCCUGCCGAGCAGGGCUCUUCCCCCCGCCCCCUCUCAGCGCUGGGAAGGGAGGGAAGGCGGAUCGGGCUCAAGAUGGCUUUAGCCCGGCUCUCCGCCCUGCUUGCCUGCUGCUGCUGCUGGCUCCCGGCUGCCGCUGCCGGGCCCGCGGAGGCGGACGGGGACCCGUCCAAGGAGCUGGAGUGCAAGCUCAAGAGCAUCACGGUGUCGGCGCUGCCCUUCCUGCGGGAGAACGACCUGAGCAUCAUGCACAGCCCCUCGGCCUCGGAGCCCAAGCUGCUCUUCUCGGUGCGCAACGACUUCCCCGGGGAGAUGGUGGUGGUGGAUGAUCUGGAGAACACGGAGCUGCCCUACUUUGUGCUGGAGAUCUCGGGAAACACAGAAGACAUUCCGCUUGUGCGUUGGAGGCAGCAGUGGCUGGAGAAUGGCACGUUGCUCUUCCACAUCCACCACCAAGACGGCACCCCCAGCCUGCCUGGUGCUGACCCCACCGAAGAGCCCCAGACUGAGUCAGCGGAAGAGGAGCUAAGGAUACUCCACAUCUCCGUCAUGGGGGGCAUGAUUGCCCUGCUGCUCUCCAUCCUGUGCUUAGUGAUGAUCCUCUACACCCGCCGACGUUGGUGCAAGCGGCGCCGGGUGCCGCAGCCCCAGAAGAGUGCCAGCGCAGAGGCGGCCAACGAAAUCCACUACAUCCCCUCGGUCCUGAUUGGGGGUCACGGACGGGAGAGCCUGCGCAACGCCCGUGUGCAAGGCCACAACUCCAGCGGCACGCUGAGCAUCCGCGAGACCCCCAUCCUGGACGGCUAUGAGUACGACAUCACUGACCUGCGUCACCACCUGCAGCGCGAGUGCAUGAACGGCGGCGAGGACUUCGCCAGCCAGGUCACCAGGACGUUGGAUUCGCUGCAGGGCUGCAAUGAGAAGUCUGGCAUGGAUCUCACGCCAGUUUUUGCCUUAAAUUCUUCCUGCUCAGGAAGCGACAAUGCCAAGCUGUCCUUGAUGAACAAGUACAAGGAUAACAUCAUUGCUACCAGCCCCGUGGACUCCAACCACCAGCAAGCUACCCUGUUGUCUCACACCUCCAGUAGCCAGCGGAAGCGGAUCAAUAACAAAACACGAGCUGGCUCAGCAUUUCUGAACCCCGAAGGAGAUUCUGGGACAGAGGCUGACAACGACCCCCAGCUUACAUUUUAUACGGACCCAUCCCGGAGCAGGCGGCGCAGCAGAGUGGGCUCGCCGAGAAGUCCCGUCAACAAGACCACGCUGACCCUGAUCAGUGUCACCAGCUGCGUGAUCAGCCUGGUGUGCUCGUCCCACAUGAGCUGCCCGCUCAUCGUCAAGAUCACCCUGCACGUCCCGGAGCACCUCAUUGCUGACGGGAGCCGCUUUAUCCUGCUGGAGGGCAGUCAGCUGGAUGCUAGCGACUGGCUAAACCCUGCCCAGGUCAUCCUGUUCUCCCAACAGAACUCCAGCGGGCCCUGGGCACUGGACCUCUGUGCCCGACGACUUCUUGACCCAUGUGAACACCAGUGUGAUCCAGAAACCGGUGAGUGCCUUUGCUAUGAGGGUUACAUGAAAGACCCGGUGCACAAGCAUCUCUGCAUCCGGAACGAGUGGGGCACGAACCAGGGGCCGUGGCCAUAUACAAUAUUCCAGCGUGGAUUUGACUUGGUGCUGGGAGAGCAGCCUUCUGAUAAGAUCUUUAGGUUCACCUACACCCUAGGGGAAGGGAUGUGGCUGCCACUGAGUAAGAGCUUUGUGAUCCCGCCUGCUGAACUGGCCAUCAACCCCUCAGCCAAGUGCAAAACAGACAUGACAGUGAUGGAGGAUGCGGUGGAGGUCAGGGAAGAACUGAUGACUUCCUCCUCCUUUGAUAGCCUGGAGGUUCUCUUAGACUCCUUUGGACCGGUUCGAGACUGCUCCAAGGACAACGGGGGCUGCAGCAAGAACUUCCGCUGCAUCUCGGACCGCAAAUUGGACUCCUCUGGUUGUAUGUGCCCUGCAGGUCUCAGCCCUAUGAAGGAUGGCACCGGCUGCUAUGACCGCCACAUUGGGGUGGACUGUUCAGAUGGGUUCAAUGGUGGCUGCGAGCAGCUGUGUCUCCAGCAGAUGGUGCCUCUGCUGGAAGAUCCCUCUCUGUACAAUAUCCUCAUGUUCUGCGGGUGCAUUGAGGAUUACAAACUUGGAGCGGAUGGGCGGUCGUGUCAGCUGAUCUCAGAGUCCUGUCCAAAGGGAGGUGACUGCAGGGAGAGCCGGGAGCUGCCCAUGAAUCAGACUCUGUUUGGGGAAAUAUUCUACGGGUACAACAACCACUCCAGGGAGGUUGCAGCUGGACAAGUGCUGAAAGGGACCUUCAGGCAGAACAACUUCGCCCGGGGCUUGGAACAGCAGCUUCCAGAUGGCCUGGUGGUGGCCACUGUCCCGCUGGAGAACCAGUGCCAGGAGCAGAUCUCUGAGCCCACGCCCGACCCAGGCUUUCUGACUGGGAUGGUGAAUUUCAGUGAGGUGUCUGGAUACCCGUUGCUGCAGCACUGGAAGGUGCGCUCCGUCAUGUACCACGUCCGGCUCAACCAGCUGACCAUCUCCCAGUCUUUCAGCAAUGCCCUCCACUCUCUCGAUGGAGCCACUUCCCGAGGUGAUUUCGUGGCCUUGCUAGACCAGUUUGGCAACCACUACAUCCAGGAGGCAGUCUAUGGCUUUGAGGAAUCCUGCUCCAUCUGGUAUCCCAAUAAGCAAGUCCAGCGGCAGCUCUGGCUGGAGUACGAAGACAUAAGCAAAGGCAAUUCCCCCUCUGACGAGUCCGAGGAGCGAGAGCGGGACCCCAAGGUUCUCACCUUCCCCGAAUACAUCGCCAGCCUGUCUGAGUCGGGCACCAAGCGGAUGGCAGCUGGGGUCCGCAUGGAGUGCCAGAGUAGAGGCCACUGCCCCUCCUCAUGCCCACUUUGCCAUGUGACUUCAAGCCCAGACACGCCAGCCGAGCCAAUUCUGCUGGAGGUCACCAAAGCAGCACCCAUCUAUGAGCUGGUCACCAACAACCAAACCCAGAGGCUGUUGCAGGAGGCCACCAUGAGCACCCUGUGGUGUUCCGGAAGUGGGGAUGUCAUUGAAGACUGGUGUCGGUGCGACUCAAGUGCUUUUGGCACCGACGGGCUCCCGACCUGCGCACCCCUCCCACACCCGGUGCUGCGGCUCUCCACGGUGCACGAGCCCAGCAGUACCUUGGUGGUGUUGGAAUGGGAGCACUCAGAACCGCCAAUUGGAGUGCAGAUUGUCGAUUACCUCAUCCGUCAGGAGAAGAUCACCGACCGGAUGGAUCAUUCCAAAGUGGAGACUGAGACGGUGUUGAGUUUGGUGGAUGACAUCAUCUCUGGAGCCAAAUCCCCCUGUGCGAUGCCGGCACAAGUACCCGACAAGCUGUCCACCACCAUCUCCUUGAUCAUUCGCUGCCUGGAGCCUGACACCAUCUACACGUUCACGCUUUGGGGAGUUGAUAACACGGGGAGACGCUCCAGGUCAAGUGAUGUGACAGUCAAGACCCCAUGCCCAGUGGUAGAUGAUGUGAAGGCUCAAGAAAUAGCAGACAAGAUCUACAAUCUCUUCAAUGGCUACACCAGCGGCAAGGAGCAGCAGACAGCCUACAACACUCUGCUGGACCUGGGCUCACCCAGCCUGCACCGGGUCCUCUACCACUACAACCAGCACUACGAGAGCUUCGGGGAGUUCACCUGGCGGUGUGAAGAUGAAUUAGGACCCAGGAAGGCCGGCCUCAUUCUCUCCCAGCUUGGGGACCUCAGCGGCUGGUGCAACAGCCUCCUUCAGGAGCCCAAGAUCAGCCUCCAACGCAUGUCGCUCAGGUAUCUCGCCUGCCGCUACAGUGAGAUCAAGCCGUACGGACUUAACUGGUCGGAGCUGAGCCAGGACCUCAAGAAGACUUGUGAAGAGCAAGCGCUAAGCGUCCUCUAUAAUGACUAUGGAGACAAAGACAAUUGAGGGGCUGAGGAACCACUCUCAGGCCCCUAAGAGGCAAGCGGGAGAAAAGAGCAUUUGUGGGAGUUUUAUAAAUGGAUCUGCAGGAGGUCAGUGAAAUCUCCCAAGACAAAGCUUAAACCAGGGAGGGAAGCUACUGCUCUUUGCAGGACUUACCCAGUAUUAAACUCAAGACAGCCAAUAGCCUUUCUAGUUGGAGGUCUCAUGAGACCCAGUUUUUGUUUUGCUCAUUUUACCAAGAGGUUCCUUGGACUGUAGGUGAAGAUCUACUCUAGGAUGAAAGACACGCUUUUAAAGGUUCCAGCCUAUGACCCCCCCCCACAUUCCCCAUGCAGCGUGACCCUCAAAGAAAACAAAAUCAGAACAACAGAAGCCAGACAGGGAAUUAAUAAACCCAGCCUCUCAAUUAACAUCAGGUCUGGAAAAGCAGAAAGAGAGCAUCAGCGUCAGAUUUAGCUCUUCCCCAUAAGGAUCCAGCUCUGAGAUUAGAUCUGAUAACAGAAAAAUCACUGCAGUUGUAAAGCACAAGCUCUGGACUGCAGCAGCAAUAAUCUUCGAAGCAACACAGGGUAUGGAGGGCUUAUAGCACCCUCCCCCCACCCGCUUCAUUCCUUGCUCGUUCUCAGAGUCCCUGAUCUUGGCUCUGUGCUGGGAUCCUGCAGGGUCCUUCCACUUUGUAGUCAGCUCCAAAUGGCAUGUCAGGGUGGUCACUGAGGUUAACAGGGUAGUAGCAAUGUGUUUUUCACUGCACCGCAUGUGUGUCCUCCUUUGCCAAAGUAACAGCUGCUAAGCAGUAAUGAGUUUGGGCAGAGCUCUGGCUAAAAUGUAGAUGCUUGGGGAGCAUUUACCCUGGUACCAAACCUCAGCCCAUGGCACACUAUCAGCUUCGAAGGUGCCACCCAGUGUGACCAGUAGGAUUUGAGGAAGGGAGGAUGAAAGAAACCCUGGGAUUGUUUCCACUUUGCAGCAGGGGUUGUCUCCUUAUCUUCAGAUCCCUCUCCACUUAGCAGAGUAUGAAACUCCACCAGGAGUGUGGAAUGCACUGAGGGGCGGGCAGCUUCCCAGACACUUGGCUACCUACUGAAGAGAUGAUGCAGUCCAACCCUUGGGAGAUCCCCUCUAAAAGCCUCAUCUUGGGCUUAUUCUUUUAUAAAAGGUUAAGCAUUUGAAAAGUGACUUCAGUAGAGCAUCUGGGAUUAAUCUGGCUCUUUUAAGAGUGCUCCCUACCCCCAGAAUAGGGCUGCUCUUAGUUAGAUUGCUCUUUCUUGCCACAGCUCAUAAGCAUGUUCGUUGAGAGUACUGCAGCAUGAGGCAGCGGCACCGACUCUGUGGGUGCUCAGCACCUACCAGCCACAGCUGUUCCCUGCCCCUGCUUGGCAGCUC